Molecule: messenger RNA, 828 nt
Organism: Mesitornis unicolor (brown roatelo)
Lineage: Eukaryota; Metazoa; Chordata; Aves; Mesitornithiformes; Mesitornithidae
Gene: EGFL7
Product: EGF-like-domain, multiple 7
Exons: 8
Coding region: 1-828 (275 amino acids)
Biological process (GO): anatomical structure development
Cellular component (GO): extracellular region; cell surface
Molecular function (GO): signaling receptor binding; calcium ion binding
Source: RefSeq, a predicted model, not a curated record
AUGCGCCGCAGCGGCUGCCUCCUCUCAGGACUCCUCUUCAUCCUCAGCGUCAGCAGCACGGAUGGCUUUGCCCGGGCAGGCCGCAGAGUCUGUGCCAUGGCACCACGGAGCCAGACGGUCGCCUUCACCGAGUCCCACGUCCAGCCCGUCUACCAGCCCUACCUCACCACCUGCCAGGGCCACCGCCUCUGCAGCACCUACAGGACCAUCUACAAGGUUGCCUACCGGCAGGCGUACAGGCAACUGCCCCAGCCCGCGGCCUCGUGCUGUCCCGGCUGGAGCAGGGCUAACAGCCACGCGCUCAGCUGUGACAGAGCUCUUUGCUGGGUGCCGUGCCAAAAUGGUGGGACCUGCACCUUCCCUGGCAGAUGUGCCUGCAUGCCCGGCUGGACGGGGCCAGCCUGCCAGACAGACGUGGAUGAAUGCACCAGCCAGAGCCAUGGAUGCAACCAACUCUGUGUUAACACGGCCGGGAGCUAUCACUGUGCCUGCCGGGAUGGCUUCAGCCUUGCUGACGAUGACAAGGAGUGCCAGCCCCUGGUGCCAGCCCCUGAGCCAGAAACCUUCAGCCAAGCAGGUGCCCCCAGUGAAAUGAAGGAAGAAAUGAGCGAGUUGAAGAGCAGAGUGGAAGCGCUGGAGCAGAAACUCCAGUUGGUGCUGGCCCCCUUCCACAGCCUCAUGACAUCCGUGCCGGAGGACGUCGGCGCUGACCCCAUCAGCCGGCUGUCCCACUCCCUCCAGCAACUGGACAGGAUCGACUCCUUGAGCGAGCAGAUCUCCUUCCUGGAGGAGCGGCUGGAGACGUGUUCCUGCAAGAAUGAACUCUAG